This is a messenger RNA of Rubroshorea leprosula, 1338 nucleotides long. Lineage: Eukaryota; Viridiplantae; Streptophyta; Magnoliopsida; Malvales; Dipterocarpaceae. The record is from the annotation of a GenBank genome assembly.
UCAACAUUCAUUCCCUUUGUAUUCAUUUCUUCGAUGUCAAAGUUUGUACAUUUUUUGUGUAUUAUACUUCUUUUUCUUCUUAAUUCAAGACAGGCAAUAUGCCAUACCAAAGGGCUAAGGUUGGGGAAGAACUAUGCUGGGAAGCAUCAGACAUUAAACAUGACCAGAGCCCAAUUCUCAGAGAAGCAAUUCAUGAAAUGGGUCAAGUUUGUUGGGAGUCUCAAACAUUCCUUCUUCAAGUCAGCAAAGAACAAGGUCUUCCCUUCCUAUACCAUUACUGUAGACAAGAAUCCCGCAGCCGGAGACUUCACCAGCAUUCAAGAUGCCAUUGAUUCUCUUCCUUUCAUCAAUCUAGUGAGGGUGUUCAUCAAGGUCCAUGCAGGGGUCUACAAGGAGAAGGUUAGCAUAUCUCAGUUGAAAUCUUUUAUAACCAUAGAAGGAGCAGGAGCAGAUAAGACAAUAGUUCAAUGGGGGGACACAGCUCAAACACCUGGGCCAAGAGGACAACCUCUGGGGACAUAUGGCUCUGCAACUUUUGGUGUGAAUGCCCCUUAUUUCAUAGCCAAAAACAUCACAUUCAAGAAUACAACACCAGUUCCACCAUCCGGAGCAGUGGGAAAACAAGCGGUAGCAUUUAGGAUAUCAGCGGAUACAGCUGCAUUCUUGGGAUGUAGAUUCUUGGGAGCACAGGACACACUGUAUGAUCAUGUUGGUCGGCAUUAUUACAAGGAUUGUUACAUUGAAGGUUCGGUGGAUUUCAUCUUUGGCAAUGCCCUGUCCCUCUUUGAGGGAUGUCACGUGCAUGCAAUAGCACAGAAUUUAGGGGCUGUGACAGCACAAGGAAGAAGCAGCAUAUUACAAGACACGGGCUUCUCAUUUGUGAACUGUAAGGUCACGGGCUCGGGGGCCCUCUACCUUGGAAGGGCAUGGGGUCCCUUCUCUAGGGUAGUCUUUGCUUACACUUACAUGGACAACAUUAUCCUUCCCAAGGGUUGGUACAAUUGGGGCGACCCUAACCGCGAAAUGACUGUGUUCUAUGGGCAAUACAAGUGCACAGGACCAGGAGCUAGCUUUGCAGGGCGGGUGUCAUGGUCAAGAGAACUCACAGAUGAGGAAGCCAAACCUUUUAUUGAUCUCAGCUUCAUUGAUGGCUCUGAAUGGAUCCAAUUAUAAAACUUAAUAAAAUGUUCAUCUCAGAUUGUUAUCAUUUAGAGUGAUCUUUAUUUUGUUUUUGAUUGAUAUAUAUAUAUAUAUAUAAUAUCAAUUCUGAUUACACAUCAUAAUAAGGAUAUAUGAAUACUUAUUCUUGUACAUCUAAAAUAAAAUAUUUUUUUGUGU